AUUUAUUUAUGGUUCGUUUUAGUUUGUGUAUUAUCACAUUUUUGCCAUUUCGUUUGUGUUUCUAAAUGUUUGUCUGUGUUCUGAAACAGGUGUAUGGGAAGCCUUUGAAAUGUGGCUUCACAGGAGAUGGGUUGUGAGGAGCUGAUGCUGUGGAGACCAGCUCUUUUAAACCACCUUUACUGGACUUCCACCUCUCCCACUCCUAACAGAGAUCCAGAUGUAAUGGAGGCCAAGUGGGAAAGCAUCGUCAACCAUGUUGAAGUCAUCAACGAACAUGGCACAUCUGUGUUUCCAACCUUUGCACAUCCGCCAUAUGGAAGGAGAAGCAAGGAACAUGCAUUGUCCAGAACCAGGUACAAAAUAUUAAAACUUGAUUGUUAAUUAUCUGUGCACAGGGUUUUAAUGGGUAGCUUUAUGAAAAAAAAAAAUUAGAAAUAAAAGUUUUUAUUUAUUUUGUAGUUGUCUCCAUAAUCAUAACAAAAUGUGUCUAUAUACAGGAUCAACCAGAACUGUGAGUUUCUGUUUAUCGGCAUUACACCUGAUGUCAUUUAAAAUCUUUAAAAGGGCUGUCUCGGUACUGUGGUUCAUCCUAAAACUGGAUUGAUACUUCUCUAAGAUAUUAUUACUUUUUAAGAAAUAAUUUACUUGGUUAAAAACCAGUCUUUCUAAGAUUUUACUUAAAAACGGUAAGUUGGAUAUGGGUCGAUAAUUAUUAAAAACAUCAGUAUCCAAAUUUCUCUUCUUCAGAAGGGGCCUCACCACUGCCGUUUUAAAGGCGGUGGGGAAGACCCCUGUCUGAAGAGAGCAAUUUACUAUGAUUAAAAUCUGUUCCUCAAAAAAUUCGUAAAAUGUUUUUAAAAAUGAUGUGGGAAUCAGAUCUAAAAGGCAGGUAGUUGGAUUUACUUGGGAGAAAACUCGACCAAGUGUCCUUGCGUCAACCAGGGCAAAACUCUCCAAUGUUUCCUCAGGUAAAAUCGGCUGUUCAGAUGUAUCAAAAAUCACAUUCUGAUGAGUUAAAAGACUAGAUCUAAUAUCAUCAAUUUUACUCCCGAAGUGGUCUGCAAAGUCCUCACAGAGGGCGUCUGUGGGGGUCUUAAAAGAUUUUUUAAAAUGGGAGUUUGUUAAAAGAUCGAUGGUGGAAAAGAGGAAUUUGGAAUUGUUUUUAUGGUCUGUGAUGAGUUUUGAAAAGUGGGCUGUUCUUGCCUUUUUUACUGCAUUGUUGUAUUUUUUGAGUGAGUCCUGUAGUAUUUCAAGGUGAACUGUUAAUUUGUUUUUUCUCCAUUUGCGUUCGGCACUCCUGCAUUUUCUCUUUGUGUUUCUGAUUUCAUAGUUUUUUCUCCAUGGGGGUAAGGGUUUUGUUUUAAUAGUUUUAAUUACGGGUGGAGCCACUGUGUCCAAUGUGGUUUUUAAUGUACUGUUAAAAUGGUCCACAAUAAAAUCGCAUGGUGCAGGUAAAAUUGCGGCAGGAGUGCUCUGUAAAAUCCCAAUAAAAUUUGCAGCCACUUCAGGGGUUAGGUAGCGUUUCCUCACCGUUCUCACCGGGGCCUACUGAUGGUUAAAACUGGUGAUAUUAAAAUACACACAGUAGUGAUCCGACACAGCCAGGUCGACAACAGAGGACACACCAGUGGAUAGGCCGGAAGUUAUGACCAAAUCCAGGGUGUGCCCUCUGUUGUGAGUCGGCUGUGCCACGUGUUGUUUAAAACCCAUGCAAUUUAAAAGGUUUAAAAACUCCUUGGACAUUGGAUCAGACGCUGUAUCAGUGUGCAAGUUAAAAUCACCAGUUAUUGAAAUCCUGUUAUGGGUAGUAUGUAAGAUGGAUAUUAGUUCAGAAAAUUCGCUGAUAAAAGAGUUGGAGUAAUGGGGUGGUCUGUAAAUUGUAAUGCAGAGAGUAGGAGGACUGCUAAAAACAAAUGCGUGGUAUUCAAAUGAUGUAAAACUGUUAAAAGAAACUUCAUUUGGGCACAGUGUGUUUUUAAAUAUUGAGGCAGUGCCUCCUCCCUUUCUACCCCCCCUUGUUGAAAAUAAAAAAUUAAAAUUAGGGGGGCAAGCCUCGGUGAGAACAAUUGAAGCAUCAGUGCUAAGCCAUGUCUCUGUUAAAAGGACAAUGUCUAAAUUAUUGUUUAAAAUCAGAUCAUGAAUGAUAAACGUCUUAUUUAAAAGCAAGCGCACGUUCAGCAGGGCCAAAUUAAUGUUCGUGCCGAGCGUGUGCUCAUCUUCAGAAAGUGGUGAGAUGGGAGCCAGUGUGACAGGAGUCAGGUUGAUGGUCCGUGAAGGGAAUGGUCUGUGGGCUCGGUGUGAGAUUCUGACUGGGAUGCAGGAUAUGGGGGUGAACUGUGAGUGAAGUGUUGGUGAAACUGACUGUAUACAGGCAGAGGAUGAGAUUGGAGGAGAACUGGCAGUGGUAUGGUGUAGUACUGGGGGUGGACGGUAGGGGGGGCUGGUGGUGGCGGUAGUGGCUUGGGACAGUGACACAGAGGAAGAGGGGGAAAUCAGUCACGUGUGUGUGUCAGGUGUGUGUGAGGGUGUGUGUGUAGGUGUGUAUGUGGACUGGACAGCAUGGCGAAUGUUGUCGCCGAGCACCCUGCUGCCCAGGCAAGAGGGGUGGACUCCGUCAGCCUUGUAAAACGGGGAGCGGUUCCAAAAUAAGUUAAAAUUGUCAAUAAAACGGAACCUGCAAGGGCAGGUGGAAUGGAGCCAGGUGUUCAGGCUGAGGAGUCUGCUGAAGCGCCCCAUGCCACGGUCGAAGGAGGGGAGGGGCCCCGAAAUAAAAACAGACUUACUGCAGUCGGUGAGAACCUUAAAAAGUUUCUUAAAAUGGUCCUUAGUCACCUCAGACUGACGGGAGGAAGUGUCGUUAAAACCCAGGUGUAAAACCAGCCUCGUGAUGGAGGAUGGGAGUGAGCCCAGCAGCUCCGGGAGUUUAUGGAGGAGAGUUGGGACAGUGGCGCCUGGGAAGCAGUGGGUUACUGCAUUAAAAAAAACGGAUGUGUCUCAGGAUGGAGUCUCCGAUGAUUGCCGUGGUCGGUGGGAACAGUGGGCGAGGAUGCGGCGGUGGCAGUGGUACGCAGGUGGGAGCCGGAGAACCUCUGUUCCCAGCGGAGUGCCUUCGCAGAGGUUCCCCGAACGGUCUGCACCGGGUCGAGGAGUUUGCGUGACGGGGGGGAGGAGGGGGGCGCCGAGGCCCCGUGUGCAUACCUCCGUUCACCUCCUCGUUCCCAGCAGAAGACGGAGGUGAGGCUGCACUUCGUCCGGCAUCAGCUGGGCCCGGAUCUGGCCUUCCUGGCAGCGGAGGACAAUCCGCAACACUGAGUACAUCGUACCUCGAGGACAGCUGGAGAUCGAAGUGGGAUUUCAGUCAAUAAAGUAUAUCUAUCUAUCUAUCUAUUUUGGUGUGCCAGCUGCCUCUUUGGGUGGCACUGGCACACCCGUGGCUCUGUCAUUGGUUUGUGUGCAUUUCACACUUUGUGUGUGCUUUGUGGAUUGCACACAAUUUUCAUUUCCACAGGUUUAGCGGUCAAAAAAACAGUACAAUCCUUCUGGCCCUGGGUCAAUUUAUACUGCUUUCAUACUGCCUUAUCCGCGUUGAUGCAGGACACGGGCGACUCAACUCUGCGCAGCAGUUGGUCACUUCAAGCAAACGCGGGUCAGACCUCCCGCUGUGUGAGCUGCGUACCUGUUGUUUUUUUUUUUCUCAACAGACGUCAGCACGUUGAAGCCUAGUAGUUCAGGGUUGAACCACUAGGGCUAAGGGCUAUUGGGGGAAAUGGGGAACUGUUUUGUUUGUAUAUGAAUCAGGGUUUAGUUAUAUUCUGACAUUGUUUGUUGCCUGACUGUCGCACUUUCCUGAUCCCAGCCGAGGUUUCAAGAAUCUUUGGGCCAUACUCAGGCAGAGGGAGAAGGCCAAUGGCAAGGCAUCAAUCCCCGGCUGUGUCUACUCAGCUGUUCACAUACACCCACAGUUUCUGCUGUCUGGACAAUAAGAAUAUAUCAUUAGUUCCCAAUCGAUUCUCCAAACAAAGACUCACAGCUGAUGGCUUGGGGGAUAAACGGCUCACGUUUCGAGGUAUGCAAGGCAUGAUUACAGUUUACACUCAGUUUUGUUGAAAUGAUUUUACUUGACACCUAACACACAUAUAAGAAUGGAUUACCUGGAAGUAAACUUUUACCUGGUUACUGUAUUUAUACAUAAACCAGCCUCUGUAAAGGGCUAUUGUUUAUGAAACAAAAAACUUGGUCUCACCAAAGACACCAACUGUUAUCUCCCCUACCUUCAGGAAGGAGAUUCAGGACAUUAAGAAUGAACACAUGGCAGUGAAGUGUAUUAAACCUCUCCCCAAUGUAAUGUGUAAUUUCACAUGUGGUUUUUAUACUUGGCUGUCUUCUUUUUGUCCAGGGGUCCAGACAAGUCCUGAUGAGUUCAAGGAGUUCCUGUUUUCAGCGUUUCGCAAACUGAGAGAGGGGAGCAGGUUUGAACUGCUGAAAAUAAAUGGAACUACUAGAAGUAUGGAAUAUCUGUAUUAAGUACUGUCUAAUCUGUUUGAUUCUGGAAUAUAUAAGACAUCAUAGGGCUAAUACAGCCACACAAACAUCUAUGUCGAUUCGUAUUCAGUUUGUGUUUAUCUUACAUUCAAACAUGGAUUGUAUUGUAUGUGAUAAUUAUUUUUCUUUGCAGACAUAUUGUAAGGUUCAAUAGCGUUGGCAUAGCCAUGGCUCAUGGGGAUCCAAAUAUUUUUUAAAAAUAUAAUCAAAAAUUGUUUUGUAUGAAAAUUUUUUCUCAACAGAUUUCUCAACCCGGAUGCAGCAGUGACCUUAUUGGCCCACCUCAGAAGUGCAUAUCAUGUGGG
Xyrichtys novacula (pearly razorfish) is the source of this 4847-nucleotide messenger RNA. The record is from the annotation of a GenBank genome assembly. NCBI's taxonomy places the organism in Eukaryota, Metazoa, Chordata, Actinopteri, Labriformes, Labridae.